Molecule: messenger RNA, 2078 nt
Organism: Drosophila hydei
Lineage: Eukaryota; Metazoa; Arthropoda; Insecta; Diptera; Drosophilidae
Product: BUD13 homolog
Exons: 1
Coding region: 193-2058 (621 amino acids)
Biological process (GO): mRNA splicing, via spliceosome
Cellular component (GO): RES complex; U2-type spliceosomal complex
Molecular function (GO): RNA binding
Source: RefSeq, a predicted model, not a curated record
AAAUUUAUAAAUUAAAAAUUGUAAUAAAUGAGUCUUGCAUUCUAACCAAUUUGUUUUAUUUUUAUUGGAAUGCGUUCUGCUUUAUAUAAGCGAUAAUUACCGAUAGGCUAGAUUUAAGCUGCAUAACUAUCGAUAGGCUGUUCAGCCAGCUGCUCGAACGUUUGAGCGUGUUGAAAAAUAAUAAACUGGAAAAUGUCCCAACAAAAUGCAAAAUUAAUCAAUCAAAAGGAAUAUUUGAAAAAAUAUUUGUCCGGUGACAAAGAAAAGAAAAAGAAGAAAAAGGAAAAAAAGCACAAAAAGUCGGCACACGCUAAAGUCAAAAUUAUUGACGAUGAUGCCUACGAUGCAAAUAACGAGGAAAUAGACGAGGAUUUGUUGCUAGGUGGCGAAGAUGCGCCACAAAUUGUGGGCGAAUACAUUGAGGAGAAUCCUGAUGCUAUGCGCAGCAAGUGGCGCAACAUCGCAGUUAAGGAUGAGCCCAAGACAGAGGCCGAGGAAAACGGAAUCAAACGCGAGCCCGCAGAUGAGAUUGAGGAAGCGAAUUUGUGGGGUCGUAAGGCGUCAACAAUGAAAACCAAACAGGAGCCGGAGUUUGCUGUGAAAAUCAAGAUAGAGAAGCGUAGCACCAGCCGAGAGUUGAGUCCGCCGGCAAUCGACAGACGCCGACUCGACCAAAGCCCAACGAGACGCAGCCCGCUCAGAAAGCGUCUUGACUCGGAUCAGAGUCCAGGUAGACGUCGACCUGAGUCGGGUGAAUCGCCAAAUAGGAGGAAAAGACGAAGUGUUGAUCAAAAUCCACCCAAGAGAGAGCGAAACUUGGAUCAAUCGCCGCCUCGGAGGAGAGAUGAUGAUCAAAGCCCACCCAGGAGGAGAAGAGAUGCUGAUCAAAGACCACCCAAGAGUGAAAGAAAUGAUGAUCAAAGUCCACCCAGGAGGCGAAAAGAUGAUGAUCAAAGUCCACCCAGAAGGCGAAAAGAUGAUGAUCAAAGUCCACCCAGGAGGCGAAAAGAUGAUGAUCAAAGUCCACCUAGGAGAAAAAGAGAUGAUGAUAAAAGCCCACCAAGGAGACGUUUCAAUGCAGACCAAUCUCCAGCUCGAAGGAGAAAAGACGCAGAUCAAAGUCCGCCCAGACGAGGGCGUAAUGAAUCGCCGUCUAGAAGGAGAAUGGAAGCAGAUCAAAGCCCGCCCAGAAGACGUCAAGAUUUGAAUCAACUGAAAAAGAGACGAGAUUCUGAUCAAUCGCCGCCGAGAAAGAGAAGAAAUUCUGAUCAAAGUCCGCCCAGACGACGUCGAUCAGGCAGCAGAGAUCGUCGACAAGCGUCGCCAGUCAGAAUUAAAAAAGAGGAACGCAAAAGCCGAUGGGCUAAGGAGGAGCCCAGUCGAACGCCAUCGCCUCCGCCAACUCACAAGCCGAAAACUCAAACACAGAUGAGAACGCUGGAUGGAAAAAAGGCGGGUCUGCAAGAUGCUCAAUCCUUGAAGACCGAAACGGAUGAGCGAAGGCGCGAGGAGCGACGUAUGUUUGAGCAAAUGUCCAGCGAGGUGUCCGGACGGGAUGCAGAGGUGCAAAUGCGCAGUACGGGUCGACGUGGACGACGCGCACGUGAUGCGGCUGCGGAGGAUCCAGCGGAGCGCCAGCGCAAAGAGGAGCAUGAGCAGAAGAAAAAGCAGCUCUACGAUCGCUGGGGCAGGGGGCUCAAGCAGCUAGAGGAGCAGAAAGCGAGGCAUGAGGAAAUGGCGCACGAGGCGGCAAAGCCUGUGGCUCGCUAUGCCAACGAUGAGGAUUUGGAGAGACACCUGCGCGAACAGGAACAUGCGGAUGAUCCCAUGCUAGAGUACAUGCGACAGAAGCGCAAGAAACGAGAACAGCAUUCGGAUAAACCUGUCCUACCCGUCUACGAAGGCAGCUAUCCAGAGAAUCGAUAUGGCAUACGGCCUGGUUAUCGGUGGGAUGGUGUGGAUCGUUCCAAUGGGUAUGAACAACGCUGGUUCGAUAAACAGAACGAGCGACGAGCGGCGCAGGAUGAGGCCUACAAAUACAGCGUCGAGGAUAUGUAGAAAACACUUGCAUUUAGUAU